AUGUCCUUUGGGAGGUCGCAGCACGCUCAGCGUGCUUCUGUGAUGGGACCGGCGGCCACGAUGCCUUCGCAAGUCAACGACGACAUCUACAAGGAGAGCAAGGUGCCUCCACGAAGAGCGGGUAAAGAGUGGCUGCCCUACCGUGGUGAGCCUGGUCUCAUCAUCGCCAUCGAUCUCGGCACGACAUACAGCGGCGCUUCCUACUGCAUUCUGACGCCCGGCAAGAAGCCCAACAUCUGUGAUGUCAAGAGCUUCCCAGGUCAGACGACCUCGGGCAGCAAGGUGCCGAGCGUGGUUCUCUACAACGCAGACGGCCAACCGGCGCUGUAUGGAGCCGAGGCCGUCGACGGGGCGGCGGCGCAGAAGAUUCUCGUCGAAGGCGGAGCGAGCGCCCGCUGGUGGAAGCUCUACCUCAAGCCCGCCAAUCUCGAGCUUAUCAUCGAUCCAGACGCUCCUGCUCCAGAUCUCGACCCACUGCCCUUUGGUGUAACCGCCGAGACGAUUGCUGCCCAGUUUUUGGCCUACAUGGUCUCCUGCGUCGGCAAGUACAUUGUCACGCGUCAUUCCAAUGGUUCCGAGAUCUUGGCAUCGCUGGCCGAGUCAAUCAGGUAUGUCAUAACGGUGCCCAACGGCUGGGAGGUGGCACAGCAGCAGGUACUUCGCAACGCUUGCAUCCAGGCUGGUCUCGUCGCUCCCGAGCGUGCGGAUACGGUCUCGUUUGUCACCGAAGCCGAGGCCAGCAUCAAUUACUGUGCUCAGAGUCCUGCCGCACACGAGUGGCUUUGUAGAGAGGGGCAGCAGCUCAUUGUAUGCGAUGCGGGCGGAGGAACUAUCGACAUCAGCACCUACCAGGUCACCUCGAUGACCCCUAACCUCGUCAUUUCUGAAACCUCUGCAAGCGACUGUCUGUUGGCAGGCUCGACGACGGUAGACCGACGGGCGCGCGAUCUCAUCUCGGAACGCCUGCGCAACACCGAGUGGAACAACGAGGCAGACCUCGACGACUUCCAGCAGCGCUUCUGUGCUUCGAUCAAGGAGGCCUUUUCCGACAAGACGCAAGAACAGUACCUGGCCAUCACCAGCUCGAGUGUCACGCGACAGGAGCUGGGCAUCCAGUCCGGCAAGCUCGUUUUUACUGGCGAGGAGAUUGCCCAGCUGUUUGAGCCAAGCAUUCGUGCCAUGGAGCAGAGCAUCGCUGCACGCGUUCAAGGACGCGGACAACAGACCGUGCCCGUUGCCAUGGUCGGUGGCUUCUCUGAGAGUGCCUUUUUGCGCAAAGAAGUGCAAGCACGCCUCGGCUCACGUGUCAGACUGUGCAAGCCCGACGAAGCCACUGCAAAGGCCGUUGCCAACGGCGGCGUGGCCUGGCUCAUUGAUGGUGUCGUCAAUACUCGCGUGGCUAGGCAGACCUACGGCAUUCGCUGUUCGACCUUCUAUCGCGAAGGCGACCCUGUCCACGAGGCAAGAAAGGCGAUGCUCAUCACCGGCAACGACGGAAAGCUGCGACUGCCCUCGUCUUUUGGUGCCGUGAUCAAGAAGGACCAGUCCGGGUCAGAGCAAGAAGAGCACCUGGAGAAGUUCACCUUUUCCUGGCACGCAAACAUGCCCCUUCACAAAGACAUCAGCCUCUACGUAUACCGCGGUGUCGAGGAAAGCGAGCCCGAAUUCAUCGAUCUGGGCGAGUUCGAGGAACUGUGCAAGUUCAGGGUCGACAUGGAGCCUUUUCGCAGUCUGCUGGUCCUUCACUCGUCGCCUGCUGGCCAGCCGUACUAUCGCGUACCCGUCCACCUGGCCAUGAAGCUCCAUGGCACCGAGCUGGCAGCCCACGUUCUGUUUGAGCACGAGGGCAUGACGUACAGGGGGCCCACGUCUGUCUUUACCGCUGCUGAUGCCGAGUGA
This is a messenger RNA of Acaromyces ingoldii, 1899 nucleotides long. RefSeq lists its product as hypothetical. Gene Ontology annotation, molecular function: ATP binding; ATP-dependent protein folding chaperone. NCBI's taxonomy places the organism in Eukaryota, Fungi, Basidiomycota, Exobasidiomycetes, Exobasidiales, Cryptobasidiaceae. The coding region runs from base 1 to 1899 and encodes 632 amino acids. The transcript has 6 exons. The record is from RefSeq and is a predicted model, not a curated record.